Messenger RNA from Eurytemora carolleeae, 1638 nucleotides. RefSeq lists its product as uncharacterized. The record is from RefSeq and is a predicted model, not a curated record. Gene Ontology annotation, molecular function: structural constituent of chitin-based larval cuticle. Lineage: Eukaryota; Metazoa; Arthropoda; Copepoda; Calanoida; Temoridae. Gene Ontology annotation, cellular component: chitin-based extracellular matrix. The transcript is spliced from 3 exons. Bases 71 to 1576 code for a protein of 501 amino acids.
GCUUACUGUGCACACUGCUACAGUCCUUGGUUAGGUGCUCCAGUCCUUAAAGCUCAUAGAUACAAGCAACAUGCGAGCACUGCGCUUCAUUACACUGGUUGGGUUCAUUUCUCUCUCCGGAGCUCAAUCCCAGUUCCAGACACAGUUUCAGAACUUCCAGGCAGCUCCUAGAGGGGCCCCUGAAGGGGCUCUUAGGGGCAGUGGGGUCAAUGAAGGGGUUUCAAGGGGAAGGGAGGUUCAGGCCCCUAGAUCAGGGAAUAGCAGAACUAAUAUCCCUGAGAUAAACCAUCUCCUGGUCGGAGAAGAUCAAGGAGUAAGAUCGGAGAGGAGAGAAACUACAACUCCUGUUUCAAUCCUCAAACAAAUUAACGAGCACAAUGAGGAUGGUUCGUAUAGUUAUGGUUACGAAGCUGCUGACGGAACCUUUAAAUUAGAAACAAGGUUCGUAGAUGGAACUGUUCAGGGUAAAUAUGGAUAUGUAGACGAGAACGGAGAAGUCAAGAUUAUCGAAUACGGAGCAAAUGCCAUGGGAUUCCAGCCCCAGGGAGAUUUACCAGAAGGGAUUAUAAUCCCUCCCCCAGUGGCAGGAAACUGUACGGAUUGUGACUAUGAUUAUGAGUACCAGGAUAUACAGAACCCUGAUGUAGAGCAGGAUAGAAGCAACAGGGUUAUUCUAAACAGAUCUAGAGGAGACCUGGAGCAACAACCUCGUAUUCAGCAAGCUCCAAGUCAGAAUAGAGGACAGGAUUUGAACCAACCGAUCACGGAUCCUCCUCUCCCGAGACGUCCUGCUUCAGAACCUGGAUUUUCCCAGUCCUUCAACGCAUUCCCUGCAGCUCCUGCAUUCCAACCCAGUCGUCCUGAACAGGAAACAUUCUCAAGAGGUUCAAUCCGUCUUUCUCCGGUCUCACGUCCUGAUCCUGAAAUCCCGCAAGCUCGUCCUGCUCCUGAAAUCCCGCAAGCCCGUCCUGCUCCUGUUGUUUCCGAACCAGAGGAAUCGGAAAACUCAGAAUUUUCCAAUUUUCCCGCCAGAAAUAAUCCCGCCCGCGCCAGAUCUAACAGCAAACCUGCUCCUAGAUCUCAGAUAAAGGAGUUCUCCAGACCUUCAAGUAUACCUAGAGAACAGGUGUCCAGGGUUCCACCCCAACCUCAGGAUGACCGACAGAUAAAUAUAUUUAGACAACCAGCUCAGGUUCAGCAGGAACCAAUUCUUCCAGCUUUCUCGACUCCCUCAAACUUCAAUUCAUUCCCUCAGGUUCAGGCUGGAUCCAAUCUUCCUUCGAGACCCUCAACUGGUUCACGUUUUUCUCCGGUAACUCAGGAGGUACGCCAAGAAGUCCCAGAGUUACGUCAAAGAGUCCCAGAUGUACGUCAAGAAAUCCCGGAGGUUCUACCUAAAUCUGCUCUAGAAAUUGUAGAUUUUAACCAACUGGUUCAACAGUUUCAAGGAACUAGAUCUGGUCAGCAACAGCAGCAGCAGCAGCCACAGUUUCAAUCCUUCCAGGAUACUGGAGCACAACGGUUCAAUCCUUCUCAGGCCAGGUUCAGCACGGAGAAUUUCCCGGUCAGAUAUUAGUUGUUAAAUUUUAAACUAUGUAUAGAUAUUUAUUAAAUAAAAAAAAUGUUUUGCCACAUGAA